CUAUUUGACAUCUUGUCAUUUUCGUAGGCAUUUCUACGAUUAUAUCUGGUUCGGGUUUAGGUUUCGUAUACCCUGGUAUCUGUAGCACAGUUUCUCAGUUUUAUUAGAAUUGUCAGUGUUAAUAGUGAAAAUGGCCGAAUUUAACAACAUCAACAUCUUGCAGAUUAAGUGCGAACAAUGUAAAUUUCCAUGUUCUGUUGCCCCAGUUAGCAAGGAAUCAGGAAAUUUUGUUUGCGGUCGCUGUUAUCCCGGAGGAGCUCCAAACGAGGCUUAUGAGGAAGCAGCGGAAGAAGCUUUGUUUCCAUGUGGAUUUGGGUGCCCAGAUAUAAUUCCUUGGGGACAGGUGCCAAGCCACGAAGCCGUCUGCAAAGGAAGAACUGUGAUAUGUCCCUUUGCAAACUGCACAUCAUCAGCGGCGCUUAAAGAUCUGGUAGAUCAUAUAAAUGAAGCACAUGCGCUUUUUCUCCAGCGGUCUCACAAAGUAAAUGAGAUUUACCUGGGACUUAUGGAUGAAAUUAUACGCUUGCACUGUAUCCAAUAUGGAAAAUUCACUUUUUUGUUCUUCAUAAAAUUUGAGGGACUCUUAAAUAAUCAAGAGUUAUACGAAGUUUCCUAUAGCAUACAUUUAGUAUGGCCACAGAACUUUGAACGCACUGAAUUGGAAGCUUUGCAAUGUAGCCUGGAGCUACAGAUUCCCAAUUCUUAUGUAAAACUCACAAGGUUGAUACAAGGAACAGACAUACAGCUAUACCACGACAAGCAACAUUGCGUUAAUUGUGCCUAUGGAAAAUGUAAGAAACCGUCUCAUGAAAAUAGAUUCAAGUGGCCCUUAGUUGGUGUGCCAAUAAACACAUGUGAUUCUUUGGAGAAACCCGUAUUUUAUACCAUCAAUGUACACAAAGAGAGACUAAAUGCCGUCAUUAUAACACCACGGGAUUUGGAGUGUCCUGUAUGUUUCGAAUAUAUGACAGAAAAUAUCUUAUUGUGUGAACAAGGACACUCGACUUGUACAAAAUGUAUAAGUCCGCCACCAUGCACAAUAGCGAGAGUAGCGAAAUGCCAAAUUUGUAGAGCAUCAUUUGGAGCAUCUAGAAAUUAUCAAUUGGAAUCAUUGAUCAAAUCGAUGAAAAUUCUUUGUCGUUGGCAUGUCAAUGGUUGUAUGUUUGCUGAGCUAGUGAAGGUUGUGAAAGAGCACGAAGCUGGAUGCCCAUAUGAUCCCGAAAGCAAAAAUUCUACAGAACUAUAAAUAUAGUUUUUCAUCGUUUGUUAUGAGUUACCUUAUGUUUUCCAUUGAAGAUAAUCCCAUAUUGGAAGGACCACGCACUUAUGAAUUACAUUUUCCUGAUCAUUUUUAUAUAAAUAAAUUUGUUGCAUGCAUCUGAACAUUGAUCAAGAGGUUGCCGGUCAGUAACCCGGUCCUUUUAAACAAAUUAUAAAAAAAUAUUCGCUUUUCGCUGCCAGCGAAGACUUUUCAAGCUUUCCGGUUCAAAAUUGUGCGUAAGGCACAAACUCAACCAAGGGAAGGGCAUUUUUAUGGUUAUGUGAAUACAUUCAUUGAAUAAUGAAUACAGCCCCUUUCUGGUAAAAUAUCCUCAGACUAGGUAAUAAUUCCCAUAUCAAAUCUAGAAAUACUCCAUAAAUUUUCUGAUUUAGCUACAAAAACAUGUCUUUUCAUUUGAAGAAGAAGGAUUUGGGUCCUACUCAAGACAUCAAGCAAAUUUGUUAGUACUCGUAUAUAUACCUUAAAUCAAUAACAAGGGUAUAUAGCAUAUAUAUAUAUAGAUAUAGAUUGAUGUCAGCAUUACUAAGCACUUUAUUGAAAAUAUGAGUGUCACUACUUACAUAAGAGAC
Molecule: messenger RNA, 1851 nt
Organism: Acanthoscelides obtectus
Lineage: Eukaryota; Metazoa; Arthropoda; Insecta; Coleoptera; Chrysomelidae
Source: the annotation of a GenBank genome assembly